AUGUCGUCUGAGCCUACAAAAGUGGACGUAGAGUACAUUAGUGAGGAAAAACUAUUAAAGGAAAAUAGUGGCAGUCAAUCACCUCUAGCUCUCUUAGCAGCAACCUGUAGCCGACUUGGCCCCGCCAACAUGGGGCCAGAACAGGACAAAGAACAGCAGCAUUACAGCCCACAGCAGCAGCAGCAAGUGCAACAGCAACAACAACAACAACAACAGCAGCAGCAACAACAACAGCAGCAACAACAACAACAACAGCAGCAGCAGCAACAGCAACAACAACAACAGGUCCAACAACUCGUACAACAAGGCGAAGUUGCGCUCAUACAACAAUACCAACAGCCUCACUUGAGGGUCAUCAGCACUGCUGUUGUGCAACAGCUCAGAGCGCAAGGGCUGUCGGGCAAUGAACUGUCUGCGGCGAUUGUCAAUGCAGCAAGCACUGUACCUAAUGGUAUACAAGUUCAACAACCGCAGGUGAUAUCGAUGCAGCAGUUGCAGUCCCUAUUAGGCGGAGGAGUCGUCCAGAGUUCAGAUGGCGCCACUUAUCAGAAUGCGUCACAACCCUUAUUGCAAAUACACCCACAACUUUUACAGCAACAAGCUGGGAACGUGUACGGUAGUUGCCUCGUGGGGGGCGUUGGAGGGGGCAUGGCUCAAAUGCAAACGGUCACUGUUGACGGACAAGAGGCGCUCUUCAUACCAGCACAACAUGCUCAGAAUUUCUCAAGCAUGGGCCAAGUGAGCCUCGUGAAUGGCCAAUUAGUUCGGACACCAGUGUUGCCAGGGGGCUUCCUACAAAACGUCAUGCAUUUACCCACAGAGCAGCAAGCGACGAUCACUAUCCCCGGUACUAACAUAAGCAUCCCUCUGAGUGCCCUCGGGAACCAAGUGAUCAUACCGGGAACGAACCUUUUAUCCGGGGUCCUCCCGAAUCAGUUGAACGUCGUUAGUGGGGGGGAGAAGAAGGACAAGGAACAGAGUGACGCACAAGGAGGGGGCGUGGCAGUCCGCGGUGGGGUGGGCGGAGUGGGGGGCAUGGGCAUGGUGCCAGUGCAAGUGCCCGUGAGCAUGGCCAACGGACACACGGUGUACCAGACCGUGCACGUGCCUAUACACGCGCCGCAUUUGCAGAUUAUACCACAGUUACAACAGAUGCAAGCACAACCCCAGAUGGCGAACGUGCUGACUCCGUCAGGUCAAAUUCAGCAGAUACAAAUCGCUUCACUUGGCAAUGUUCAGCAAAAUGGUGCUACACAAAACGCAGUCAGCGGCUCCCCCACACCCGCUACUAUAACGCUGCAGAUGCCAACGUUGGGCGUUGGGGGGUUAGGCGGUGCGGUCCAAUUGGUUCCAGCGAUGGGACUGCCGGGUGCAGUUCAGUUGGCACAGAUACCACAAGCACAACCGCAAGCGCAGCAACAGCAAACAGUGUCUAUUGGUCAGCAGAUACAACAAGACCCCAAUGAGCCAGGCAAGUGGCAAGUCGUGACGGUGAGCUCUGGCAGCGGUAGCAACGGCAACGCUGCUAGUCCCACCACGGAGUGCGAGGCCAGCAAGCAGAGGUCCGAAAGCCCCAAUGGGGGGAAGCGGUUGGUCAAACGGGUCGCCUGCACUUGUCCGAACUGUGAUCAGGGGGAAAACCGCAUGGUCGAUCGCAAGAAGCAGCACGUCUGCCACAUUCCAGGCUGCAACAAGGUGUACGGCAAGACCUCGCACCUUCGAGCUCACCUGAGAUGGCACUCCGGGGAGAGACCCUUCCUCUGCAAUUGGCUGUUCUGCGGGAAAAGGUUCACCCGGUCAGACGAAUUACAGCGACACAGACGGACACACACAGGAGAAAAGAGAUUCGAGUGCCCCGAGUGCAGUAAACGGUUCAUGAGGUCCGAUCAUUUGGCCAAACAUGUCCGGAUACACACGAAGAAUAGGAUUACUGAGGUGGCGACAUCAACACAGUCUAUGUACUCGGAUUCAGCGGAGGAUAGUUGCGAAGAGAAAAUGAUGCUAACAAUAGAAACGAUACACUCCAAUGAGAACGACGAGAAGCUGGUGAUGAUCAGGCCUGGACCCAAGAUGGAGCCGGAUCAUGUGGACAGUUAG
Molecule: messenger RNA, 2097 nt
Organism: Pieris macdunnoughi
Lineage: Eukaryota; Metazoa; Arthropoda; Insecta; Lepidoptera; Pieridae
Source: the annotation of a GenBank genome assembly